Molecule: messenger RNA, 2956 nt
Organism: Nerophis ophidion (straightnose pipefish)
Lineage: Eukaryota; Metazoa; Chordata; Actinopteri; Syngnathiformes; Syngnathidae
Product: protocadherin beta-16-like
Exons: 1
Coding region: 459-2930 (823 amino acids)
Biological process (GO): homophilic cell-cell adhesion
Cellular component (GO): plasma membrane
Molecular function (GO): calcium ion binding
Source: RefSeq, a predicted model, not a curated record
AAACAUUUUUUUAGAAUAUCAAAUUUAAAUCAUCUUGAGUUUACCUUUGUGAUCGAGUAUCAUUGAAUGUUUUUAAUACAUAUAUUAGUUUUUUAUUGAUUUAGUCCUGUAUAACCAAAAUUACUUAAAAAUUUCACACUUUUGCUCAAUCAACCAUCAUGAAUUAACUUUAAAAAACACACAUGAUGUAUGUUUAUGACAAUCUUACUGAUUUGAUUAUUUUAAUCAAACAAGCUGCGAUGUCGACCAUUGCACUCUAGGGGUCAGUAUGCACCAAUGAACAAAAUGUCCCUCUUUCCCUCCCAUUUUACAUCAACACACGCACCAGAUUUUAGUAUUUGUGAAGCUCCGGUGGAAAUACUCAUUCACACAUCUGUCCUGUAAAAGGCUUUGAAUAACCAGGGAGACUAUAACAAUUUUCUAGAGUGAGACGUUAUUUUCUUGGAAUUUUUGUUACAAUGGAGAGCAAAAAAUUAGCGCCAUUAGGCCACAGCCUCGCCUUUUUUUUCUUUUUCCUCCACACCAUCAAUGGAGACGUGAGCUACUCUAUCCCAGAGGAGAUGAAACGUGGAUCUGUCGUUGGAAAUAUCGCCAAGGACUUGGGACUUAGCUUGGACCAGUUUUCUGCUCGUAAAGCACGCAUUAAUCCCGGGGGUAACAACGUUCAGCACUGCGGCAUCAACCUCAACACUGGUGACUUGGUUGUUCAGGAGAGGAUUGACAGAGAAGGGCUUUGUGGCAAAAAGGCUUCAUGUGUUCUUAAACAAGAACUUGUGCUGGAAAAUCCUUUAGAGCUGCAGCAUAUUAAUAUACGUGUUGUGGAUAUUAAUGAUAAUUCACCACAGUUUAAUGAGGAGUCAUUGAAAAUAGAAAUACAGGAGUCUGCAGACAAAGGAGAACGUUUUCUGCUUAGAGAAGCACAUGAUGGAGAUAUUGGUGAAAAUUCUGUUCAAAGCUACACUUUACAGCAGAAUGAUCAUUUCAAAUUAAAUGUAAACACUAAACCCGGUGGACGGAAGUACUGUGAAUUGGUCUUAGACAAAGAAUUAGAUAGAGAAGAUGAAAAAGACAUCAUGCUCUCUCUGACUGCAUAUGAUGGCGGCUCUCCUCAGAGAUCAGGUACAGUAGUCAUACAUGUCACUGUGCUGGAUGCUAAUGAUAAUGUACCAGUGUUUAGUCAGACAGUCUAUAAAGCCAGUCUGCCUGAAAACUCUCCUCUUGAUACAUUGGUGAUCACAGUGAGUGCAAGUGAUGCAGAUGAAGGAUUAAAUAGUGAAAUUACAUAUGCAUUUGAUCAUGUUUCUGAUGAAAAUAUUAAUGUAUUUACAUUACAUCCCAAAACUGGAGAUGUAAGAGUGGCUGGUGUUGUUGAUUAUGAGAAAAUGUCAUCAUAUGAAAUGCAAAUAAGCGCAAUUGACGGCCUCGGCUUGAUUUCAUAUAUUUCUUUGAUUAUUGAAGUUAUUGACAAAAAUGACAACGCUCCUGUGAUUAAUUUAAACUCACUGUCUAAUCCAGUACCAGAGAAUGUGUCACCCGGUACAGAGGUGGGCAUCAUUAAUGUUCAGGACAGAGACUCUGACCAGAAUGGACAAGUCCGCUGCUCCAUUCAUCAAAAUGUCCCCUUUAAGUUAGUUCCUUCUAUUAAAAACUAUUAUUCUCUGGUGACUACUGGACAACUGGACCGUGAACUAGUGUCUGAUUACAACAUUACAAUCAGUGCCACUGACGAGGGCUCUCCUCCUCUGUCCUCCUCUAAAAGUCUUCACUUAUCUGUAGCAGACAUCAAUGACAACCCACCUGUGUUUGAGGAACAGUCUUACAGUGCAUAUGUGAGUGAAAAUAACAAAGCUGGCUCCACUUUAUGUUCCGUUAGUGCUGGAGACCCUGACUGGAGACAGAACGGUACCGUGAUUUAUUCUCUGUUAGCUGCUGAGGUGAACGGUGCCCCGGUGUCCUCCUAUGUGUCUGUUAACGGAGACACAGGUGUGAUCCACGCUGUCAGGUCAUUUGAUUAUGAACACUUGAGGAGUUUUAAAGUCCACGUCAUGGCCAGAGACAACGGUUCUCCUCCGCUGAGCAGCAACGUGAGCGUCAGUGUGUUCAUAUCGGAUGUGAAUGACAACUCUCCUCAGAUACUGUACCCCUCCCCAGAGGGUAACUCCUUCAUGACAGAGCUGGUCCCCAAAGCUGCACACGGAGGCUCUGUGGUGUCCAAAGUGAUAGCGGUGGACGCAGACUCUGGACAGAACGCCUGGCUGUCCUAUCAUAUAGUCAAGUCCACUGAUCCGGGACUUUUCACCAUCGGUCUCCACAGUGGAGAGAUCAGGACCCAGCGGGACAUUUCUGAAUCUGACAGCAUGAAACAGAACCUGAUUGUGGCAGUGAAAGAUAACGGACAGCCCCCUCUCUCUGCCACCUGCUCCAUGUAUUUACUUAUUUCUGACAACUUGGCUGAGGUGCCAGAACUGAAGGACAUUUCUUAUGAGGAGAAGAAUUCCAAACUGACGUCUUAUCUGAUCAUCGCGCUGGUGUCUGUGUCCACCUUCUUUCUGACCUUCAUCAUUAUCGUCCUGGGUGUGAGGUUUUGUCGCAGGAGAAAGCCCAGACUGUUGUUUGAUGGAGCAGUUGCCAUCCCCAGCGCGUAUCUGCCUCCUAAUUACGCAGAUGUUGACGGCACAGGAACUUUACGCAGCACCUACAACUAUGACGCCUACUUGACAACAGGUUCUAGAACCAGUGACUUUAAGUUUGUGUCUUCUUACAAUGACAACACGCUGCCUGCUGACCAGACUCUGAGGAAAAGUCCUUCUGAUUUCGAUGAAGAGCUUCGUGACUCGUUUGAUCCUUUGGAGGUAGGAACGUUUAUCAAUAUGAAUCAAAUUCUGCUGAUUAAGCUAAAACCUGCACUUUUACAAACAAACAAAACAUAAUUAUUCAUUGCACCAUUCCUCAUGAA